AUCUAAAUCUAAUUUUCGUGAGAGGAGGAGGUCUCCAUCUUUCAUCGUCAUCUCUGUGGGCGAAGCAAGAUCAUCGAUUUUGGUUCCGUACUCUUCUGGAACGCCCUGAGUCUGUGAUAAUGAGCAAAGUCCCUUCUAAUCCCGACACUGUUCUUGUCAAUGGCCUGUGGGAUAAGGAAAACGCAGAUCUCCCCAUAGGUUAUCCUAUUGAAUCCCUCGUAAGCUUCAUUAACACAGCCUUGAAGCAGCACGACAGUAGAUUCAUGCUAAACACGCUUACAGCUUACGGUCCCAAUCUACCCUCAGAAAGAAAGCACGGCAUCGACUAUGUUUGUAUCCCAAAAGAAUCUGUUGCAUGUCAAGCUGAGUUUCCCGUUGUUGGACAGUGUUUGAAACUGGUCGUUGAGAAACCAGGUGAAACGAAAGUAAGGAUAAUGAGAUCUACUGAUGUGGCGGACAAGUAUUUGACAACUGACCUAUGUCUUCAACUGGGACAACCGGAAAAAAGGCCUAUACUAAUCAUUGCAGGCGAUGGCGAUUACCUCAGUUGCUUUGAAGAAUUCCCUGACUCGUACCUCAUGCUCGCUGAGCCCAAAAACUCAAAUCGUACUCUCCGUGUAAGUGCAAAAGUGGCUUGGACAUGGUCCUCUGAAGAUAAUGCGGGGCAAAUGAUAUCCGGAGGUGGACUUCGGCACGGCAAUGUGGCUUGGAGCAGUAAGACUGUGGCUGGGACUGGGAGUGGGGGUCGCAGAAAGUAGCGUUUCAUUUGGGGAACUUGUUGCCUUACUCUGAUUUGGGGAAUUUUCUAAUCGUCAUAUGUAGACCAAACUUUGCUAACCCUUUUGUGGUUUGUGUUAAGUUGGUGGAUAUAACAUUAAUUUGUGGAACGCUUUCUUUCUUUUGUGUGUUUUUUUUUUCGAAACUUUGGAAUUGUUUCUUGGUCCACCUUCAUA
Molecule: messenger RNA, 953 nt
Organism: Brassica rapa (field mustard)
Lineage: Eukaryota; Viridiplantae; Streptophyta; Magnoliopsida; Brassicales; Brassicaceae
Source: RefSeq, a predicted model, not a curated record